AUGUUCAAGUAUGACAGUCCAGUAAAGAAACCUAAUUCCGGCAUCAAUGAACACCAUACAAGGGCAAGCUCUCACUGGAAAAAAUUGACAGAGAAAAAAAUCCAAGCUUUUUUGGAAAUACUCAAGAAGAAGCCUGAUACAGCCUAUGUUCGAUUCACAGAAGCAUUAAAGAGGUAUCAACCGGAUCUUCUCCAGAUUCUACAGCCUCCAGGACGACCUCAGUCUAAGAGGGGAUGUUGGGAUGGACAAGCAUCAGCGGCAUCGACAGCACCACAGGAAUUCUUGAGAAAUUUGACGGUUGCAGACCUGCAAAAACGGCUUCGGCCAGCUUUAGAACAAGAACAUCUUGAUGACAGUGUAAUUGGAAGCAUACUGGAUGCUCUAGAGAAAGCAGGGAUAGAUGGAGAGGUUUUUUUAGAAAUGACUGGAGAAGACUUCAAGGAAAAUUUUCCUGAACUUAUAUUUGGUCACAGGAAGAAACUAAUAAUUAUAAGAGACCACUUUCUGAAAGACCAAGAUCCUUAUAAGUUGCAAGAAAAUACUGAUACUGAAGUAAAGAAAAUUAAGCCAUGCCUCCAAAGAACUGAAUAUGUUCGUGAAUUUGGGCAGGAACCCACAACAUUUCACAACUAUCAAAAAGGAAAAUAUUUGAACAAGCAUGAAGAACGUGCUGGAAAUUUGAUCAAUCCAGUUCGUCAGUUUUUCCCAUGUAGCUUCAGAAUCCACUGCUGACAUUUGUGAGUACAUUGCAGACAGAGUCACAGAAUUUGCUGCAGCUUGUCUUAAUGACAGAACAAAUGGAACAAUCUACUUUGGCAUUGGAGAUACAGAUUGUACCCAUUUUGGUUAUGGAGAAGUAUUGGGAAUAGUUGUUGAUAAGAAGGAUUGUGAAGAUGCUGUUAGAUUGUCAACCACAAGAAGAUUUUGUCCUGAGCUAAGAGAAACAGCACUGCAUUGUAUUAAACCACCAAUUAUAAUCGACGUGACAGAUACCGACCAUGUCAGCGAUGACCCUCUGGUUGUCUGUGAGGUGGAUGUUGAGCCUACAAGUGACUGGGUGAAGGAUCAUGCCUUCUUUAUAAGCUCUCUUUCCUCAUCAGCAACGGUUACAUCAGAGAAUACAAGUGAACAUGAUCUUCUACUGUACCGACUCAGUGCUGGAAUUCCGACAAAGCAAGACUCAAAGCAAAUAGAACAAUUUUCUGGAGAGAAGUUGCAGCUGACCGAGGACAGACGCCGGCAGGAAAAGUCGUCCACAAGCGCUUGCCGUGAAAAUUUGAUUGAGACACUUCAAGAUUACAUGUGUGGUGGAGGAGACAAACUCGAGGGGAAUUUUUACCGAAUACUUGCCACUCCAUCCAUGAAUGUGUCUCACCCUGACUUCUCUCAAAAUUUUCAGUUUAUUUUCAACAUGGACUGGAGAUGCAUCCUCGACUUUGAUCCAGUUAGUGAUAAGGAUGGCUUGUAUAGUUAUGCUGAAAAAGAGAAAGAGCAAGUCUACAACAAGAAGACAACAAAAAAUGUUAUUCAAUCCAGUGACGAUCCCCAAGAAGAAAGGACAUGCGAACAGUUUCAAGAUCUGAUGGAAUCUCCACACAAACAGUGGAUACUUUGCAACGGCUGUGCUUCAGAUGGAGAAGAGGGGCUUCAGGUCAUUGAGUGGAAGCAAAGAAGGAGCGAGGGAUAUCGGGAGGUCGUUCGACUGUUAAAGAAAAGCAUCCCAAAAGGCCGUGGUGUCAUUCUCAUUCUUGUUACAUCCCACGAUGACGUGUUCAUCGAAGCAUCUGAAGAGCUGUUGCUAAAAUUUAAGAACCAGUGGCUCAUGAUUGCUGAAUCCAAAAGAUUUGCUGAUGCUUGGGUUGAAGGCCUUAAGAAAAGGAACAUGAAUAUAGACGAAAACAGAUGCAUCUAUAAAUUUUCGUUCUUUGAGGUAAAUAAGGCAGUCAUUCAGUUGUUGGGAUCUCCAGUACUCAGUGAUGGUCAGUGUGUAGUAGCAACCACAUCAGGAGUACAAACAGAACUGGGCAAUAAAGUAAAGCAGGAGCUUUGCGAUUUGGAUGUCGUCAGUGCUGAGCAAUGCAAGGAGGCUGAAAG
This is a messenger RNA of Pomacea canaliculata, 2094 nucleotides long. RefSeq lists its product as uncharacterized. The record is from RefSeq and is a predicted model, not a curated record. NCBI's taxonomy places the organism in Eukaryota, Metazoa, Mollusca, Gastropoda, Architaenioglossa, Ampullariidae. The coding region runs from base 1 to 732 and encodes 243 amino acids. The transcript has 3 exons.